AUGGCUCUUUUCCCCGCGUUUGCGGGGGCCGCCAAGCCGGGGGAGGCGCCGGCGAACGAGAGCGAGGACUCUAGGAGAGAAUUGAGCUGGCUUAUCAACUCAAGCUUCCGCAAUGAAGAUGCAUUGAGACUUCACCAGCACUCUUUAGAGGUCACAGACCUUCCCUCAGAGAAAUCCCCACUUGUAAGGUACCAAUUGGAAUUAUCAGGAGAAAGUGACGGCAGUGAAAGUUUCCAAAAACCAGAUAAGAAAAGAAAGAAAAAGAAGCGACAUCACAAAAAAGUUAAAAAAAGAAGUAGGAGAGAAUACAGCACCUGCGAUUCAGAAUCAGACACCGAGGAUGGAGAAGGUGACAGAAACAAAGGAAAAGGUGUAGAAUCGAAUUUAGGAGACAAAACUUCAGAUGUGAGCAGUCACUCAAUUUGGCUUGAUGAUGUUCAGGGACUGACGGCAGAAGUGUUCAGAACAGAUAAGAAGCCAGAUCCUGCAAACUGGCAGUACAAGUCUCUGUACAGAGGAGACAUUGCAAGGUACAAGAGGAGAAGUGGCUUCUGCCUUGGCCUUGAUCGGAAGAGGCAACAUAUAAUUUGGGAAAAUUCAGCAGCAGAGAAAAAGCGAUCCCACAAGCGACCUGAACGCUACUUCACAAAAGAUGGCUUGAAGCUUGUGAAUAUGGAUAGCAUUCCAGUUUGUAGUAAAAGUCAGGGUUCCCCAUCUUGUUCAAGUUCUUGGAUACCUGUUUCGCAGCUGGGCACAGAUGAUGUUCCUGCUACAAGCUCAGUAAAUCCUCUUGGGAUUUAUGAUCCACUGACCACAUUAUGGCUACAAGGAAAGGGUCCCCCUGAGCAUGACACACCGAAGCAGGAGGAACCACAAGUGAUCUGUGAGAACAGGCACUCUGGCCUAAUGGCAAAAGUGGAAGAAUAUAACAAGAAAGUCAGAGAAAACCCCACAGAUGUUAAAACGUGGAUGGAUUUUGUUUCUUUUCAGGAUGAACUCAUGAGAGGUCCCAGCUGUUACUCAAUCAAUGAGGGAGAACAAGAAAAGAGAAAGAAGUCGUUCCGGCUGGUCCUAGAGAAGAAGCUGGCAAUUCUAGAGAAAGCUAUUGAGAGCAACCCCAACAACGUUGACCUGAAGCUGGCCCGGUUGAAGCUUUGCACAGAGUUUUGGGAGCCAUCGGUUGUUGUCAAGGAAUGGCAGAAAUUGGUUUUCUUGCACCCCAACAACCCAGCUCUGUGGCAGAAAUAUCUCCUGUUCUGCCAGAGUCAGUUCAGCACCUUCGUCGUUUCAAAAGUCCACAGCCUGUAUGGAAAAUGCCUGAGCACUUUGUCAGCAGUGCAGGAUGGCAGUAUGGUAUCGCACCCUGCACUGCCUGGCACAGAGGAAGCUAUGCUAGCCAUCUACCUUCAGCAGUGCCAUUUUCUUAGGCAGGCAGGCCAUUCGGAGAAAGCCGUGUCUCUGUUCCAGGCCCUGAUGGACUUCACCUUCUUCAAACCUGACAAUGUAAAGGACUUGCCAACAAGGGGGCAGGUGGAGUUCUUUGAACCAUUUUGGGACGGUGGUGAGCCACGGAUUGGGGAGAGAGGAGCAAAGGGCUGGAAGGCCUGGAUGCAUCAACAAGAAAAGGGGGGCUGGAUUGUCAUCAACCCACCCGAUGAAGAAGAGGAAGACGAAGAGGAAGAACAAGAGAUAAAGGACAAAUCUCUGCCCAAAUGGCAAAACUGGCUUUGUGUAGAGCGUUCCCGGGAAGGAAGGCAUUGGUUGCCCUGGAGGCCUGACAAAACCAAGAAGCAGGCAGAAGAAGACUGUGAAGAUCCAGAGAGACAGGUUUUGUUUGACGACCUUGGUCCAUCCUUAAUAAAACUUUCUAGCCCAGAUCUUCAGUUCCAGUUGCUCUGCUCAUUUUUGCAGUUCUUGGGAGUCCCAUGUGGGUGCCAGCUCCUCCCUUCCUUCCUCUACAUAGCAAUGGAUGAGAACGACAUCUUUGAACCCAGGCAGCACAAGCAAAGCCCUCUGACUUCCUUUGACUUGCCCCUUUCUGGAGUCAGUAGUAUCGGUCAGAUGGACUCAGUUGCCCAAGGAAGAAAGCGUGUUGGCCACUCUAAGGAAGGGGAGGAGUUCAUACAGAAUUUCUUCCAUAUGAUGUUGCCUCUCUUCUCAGGAGAGGAAAAAUCUAAACUUUCCAACUAUUGGCUUCAGUAUGAAAUUGCUAAGGUCAUUCAGUGUCUGAAAACAGGAAAUAAAAAGAAACUAAAAUCGCAAGGCAAGAAGAGCAAAAAGCUAGCCAAAAAUCUUCUUAAGGUGCACGAGAACAGGAACAACCUUUCCCUUUGGCAGUUAUAUGCCUAUCUGGAGUGGUUACUCGGCAAUGUAGAAGAUGCUAGAAAAGUUUUUGAUACGGCUUUGAUCAUGGCAGGAGCUGCCGGAACCAACAAUCCCCAGUUCUGCACAGUUAGCCUGCUCUACGCCGAACUGGAGGCAGAGUUGCUGGAAAGUCUAGAAGGUGCUCUGGAGUCCCGUGCCUCUCAUAUAUUGACGAGCUUAACAGAAAAGGGGCCUUACAUGCCGUACAGCGGACAGGUAUUGCCGGUGAGCAUUUUGAAAGCACGGAAGACCUAUGAGCAUCUGCUCCAAGAUUGCUUGAACAGAAGCUCCGUUCCUGAUCAAGAGCAGACCGGCACUUCCAGGCACCUGAUUAGUUUGGUUGGUUGUUAUACCCUUUUCCAAUAUAUAACUCUCGGGAUCGAUUCCGCGGUCUUGAUAUGCAGGCAUGUGUGCGAGAAGCUUAAAGGUGAACGGCUUGGUCAGACUUUCACCACCGCUCUUGAAGCCCUGAUGCUGAUGCAUACGAGCUUGCUUCGUUAUCACAUGAAAACGAGCGUGUAUCCUUUGAGACCCCUCCGAGAAGCGUUGUUGGAGGCGUUGAAGAUGUAUCCUAGCAACCAGUCUCUUUGGAGGGCAUAUAUCCAGGUCCAAAGCAAGUCUCACAGUGCAAGCCAAGCACGGCGUUUUGUUGACAGCAUGACAAGGACUACAAAAUCUCUGGAGCCCUGGCUGUUUGCAAUCCAGGCAGAGCUGAUGAGGAAGAAGCUGGUAGAAAGCGUCCAGAGGGUAGCCACUGGGGAUGUGUAUGCAACAAUUCCUGAAACCGGAUUAACAAAUCGAAUCAAAGCUUUGUUUGAACGUGCAGUCGAGACUGAAAAUGGUGCUCAUUGUCCCUUGCUGUGGAGGCUAUAUAUAUACUUUAUGAUUUCUUUGGGGGAUAAGGAAAAGGGUAAAGGGCUGUUCUACAGAGCACUACAAAACUGCCCCUGGACAAAGGUACUGUAUAUGGAUGCCAUAGAGUAUUUUCCAGAUAUGCUGCAAGAGAUUCUUGAUCUUAUGGCUGAGAAAGAGCUGAGAGUACGGGUACCCAUAGAAGAGCUGGAGCUAUUGCUUGAAGACUAAAGAAAAUAGUUUGAAGAUGUGAA
Euleptes europaea (tarantolino) is the source of this 3470-nucleotide messenger RNA. RefSeq names its product NRDE-2, necessary for RNA interference, domain containing (gene NRDE2). Gene Ontology annotation, molecular function: protein binding. Gene Ontology annotation, cellular component: catalytic step 2 spliceosome. NCBI's taxonomy places the organism in Eukaryota, Metazoa, Chordata, Lepidosauria, Squamata, Sphaerodactylidae. The coding region runs from base 1 to 3447 and encodes 1148 amino acids. The record is from RefSeq and is a predicted model, not a curated record. The transcript has 14 exons. Gene Ontology annotation, biological process: RNA processing; regulatory ncRNA-mediated post-transcriptional gene silencing; negative regulation of RNA catabolic process.